Cololabis saira (Pacific saury) is the source of this 1920-nucleotide messenger RNA. It is a transcript of the gene cyp7b1, whose product is annotated as cytochrome P450 7B1. Bases 95 to 1600 code for a protein of 501 amino acids. Gene Ontology annotation, biological process: bile acid biosynthetic process; cholesterol homeostasis. NCBI's taxonomy places the organism in Eukaryota, Metazoa, Chordata, Actinopteri, Beloniformes, Belonidae. The record is from RefSeq and is a predicted model, not a curated record. The transcript has 6 exons. Gene Ontology annotation, molecular function: iron ion binding; oxidoreductase activity, acting on paired donors, with incorporation or reduction of molecular oxygen; steroid hydroxylase activity.
GAGGCUUGGCCAUCGAGGGAUUCGUCAUUUCACAACCAGGGCUUCCCACCUGCGGCGUCUGGACCUGGCGAGCCGUCGUCGUGCUGAGAGCACGAUGUUCCAGGUGUUCCAGAUGUUCCAGGUGUUCCAGGUGUUCCAGGGGCCGCUGCUGCUGCUCGGCCUGCUCGGCCUGUUGCUCGCUGUCCUCCUCCGCAGGACCAGGAGAAACGGCGAGCCUCCGCUCAUCAACGGAUGGAUUCCCGUCAUUGGAAAGGCUCUGGAGUUUGGAAAAGAUGCUUAUGGAUUUCUGGAAAAACAGAAACGGAAGUUUGGAGACGUGUUUACGGUGCAGAUAGCAGGUAGAUACAUGACCUUCAUCAUGGACCCGUUGCUGUAUCCCAGCAUCAUCAAACAUGGCCGCCAACUGGACUUCCAUGAGUUCACCAAUAAGGUGGCUCCCCCAACUUUCGGCUACCCGCCUGUUCCCCACAGUUUGUGGGAAGAGAUCCGACGCUCCUUCCACCUCCUCCAGGGCGAUGGCCUCAAAUCCUUGACAGAAAGCAUGAUGGGUAACCUGAUGCUGGUGCUCCGUCAGGACCACCUGGAGCCUGGCGUUUGGAGAAGUGGUGACAUGUACGAAUUCUGCUCUUUAGUGAUGUUUGAGGCAACCUUCCUCACCAUCUACGGCAAGGCAGAGACAGGCUGCCGCCAUGGCUGGAUGGACUCUCUGAGGGACGACUUCAACAAGUUUGACCACAUGUUCCCGCUCCUCAUCGCUCAGAUCCCCAUCUGGCUCUUCAGACAGACCAGAACCAUCCGCCAGAAGUUGAUCAGCCACUUCCUUCCGCAGAGGGUAUCGUGUUGGUGCAACACCUCACAGUUCAUCAGAAGACGAGCAGAGCUGUUCGAACAGCACGGAGCACUGAGGGAUAUCGACAAAGCAGCUCACCACUUUGCCAUUCUGUGGGCAUCUGUGGGUAACACCAUCCCUGCUACCUUUUGGGUCAUGUAUUACCUGGUGAGCCACCCUAAAGCCAUGCAGAUCGUUCGUCAGGAGAUCCUAAACGUCUUGAGAGACGACGGCGUGGACUUCAGCAGCGACAGAGACGUGGCACUCAGCCCACAGCAACUGGACAGACUCAUAUUUCUGGAGAGUGCCAUCAACGAGAGCCUCCGACUGUCCUCGGCCUCUACAAAUAUCCGGGUUGCUCAGGAGGACUUCAGUCUGAGAAUGGAUGCCCAGCGCUCCAUCGUUGUCAGGAAAGGAGAUAUUAUUGCUCUGUACCCUCAGAGCAUGCACCUGGACCCCGAGAUCUACGACGAGCCACAGCGGUUCCGGUUUGACCGCUUCGUGCAGGACAGCAGACAGAGGACUGACUUCUACAAGGACGGCCAGAAGCUAAGGUACUUCCUGAUGCCAUUCGGCUCCGGCUCCUCCAUGUGUCCCGGCCGAAACUUUGCCAUCAACGAGAUGAAACAGUUUGUGAGCCUGCUGCUGCUCUACCUGGACCUGCAGCUGGAGGACGAGGAGAGCAAUCCCACCCUGGACUCCAGCCGUGCUGGACUGGGAAUCCUGCCACCUUCCAGUGAUGUCCGAUUCCACUACAGGCUGCGGGCCUGACCAGUACCGCCAGGACUGGUCCUGUUGGAGGCAGGAAAGAGUCGGAGACAGUUGUCUUUAGGGUCUGGAUGAUGUGGACCGCUUGUGACGGCAGAUAAGGAGCCAGGUCUGCUCCGAAGAAAUCGUGCAUCUCAGAUUCAAAGAAAACUUUGAGAACCUCAGGUCGAUCAACAAAACCUGACUUUUCAAUCUUUUAGCCUGAAACCUAAUCACACUAAAUGUGAAAUGUUUGCACUAAAAUGAAACCUAAUCUAAACACAUCCAGGUGUCUGUGAAUAAAUGUGUUUUCAAAAUAAACGCUGUGUUAAGGAAACUGCGAU